GCUGAGGCUCUGAAAUACUGGAGGACACUGCAUCUUCCUCAGGGACACGGGCAAGGGAGAGCUGGAGCCUCUGGGGGCUCAGAAAGGAAUUGUGCUUGGUGGUCGCCUGAGGAACUUACCUUCACCCCAAUGUUGCUCUGAAACGAGUCGUGUCCAGCAGUCAGGUUUGGUAAGAUGCCUCAGGAACAGUACCCGCACCGGAGCACCAUGCAGACCUCGGAAGGACCCCAGGUAUACAAAGUGGGGAUUUAUGGCUGGAGGAAGAGGUGCCUCUAUUUCUUUGUGCUGCUCCUAAUGAUUUUAAUCCUGGUGAACCUUGCUAUGACCAUCUGGAUUCUGAAGGUUAUGAACUUCACAAUUGAUGGAAUGGGGAACCUGAGGAUCACAGAAAAGGGUCUGAAGCUUGAAGGAGAUUCUGAAUUCUUGAAACCUCUCUACGCCAAAGAAAUCCGAUCAAGACCAGGCAACCCACUGUACUUCCAGUCCGCCAGGAACGUCACCGUGAACAUCCUCAACGAGAAGACAAAAGUCCUCACCCGCCUCGUGACAGGUCCCCAAGCAGUGGAAGCACACAGCCAAAAAUUUGAGGUGAAAACCCUCUCUGGAAAAUUGCUGUUUUCUGCAGAUGACAAUGAAGUGGUGGUUGGAGCAGAGAGAUUGAGAGUUCUAGGAGCAGAAGGCACAGUGUUCCCUAAAUCUAUAGAAACUCCCAAUGUCAGGGCAGACCCCUUCAAGGAACUAAGGCUGGAGUCGCCCACGCGCGCGCUGGUGAUGGAGGCGCCCAAGGGCAUCGAGAUCAACGCCGAGGCCGGCAGCCUGAAGGCCACGUGCAGGACAGAGCUCAGGCUGGAAUCCAAAGAUGGAGAGAUAACGUUGAAUUCUGCAAAAAUCAAACUACCUAACUUGCCUCAAGGAUCUUCCUCUUCUGCAGGGUCCAGGCAAAAAAUCUACGAGCUCUGUGUGUGUCCCAACGGGAGGCUGUUCCUGUCUCAGGCAGGCAGCAGCUCCACCUGCCAGAUAAACACGAGCGUCUGCCUUUGAGAGACAGUUUGCAGUGGGGCAUCACAGGCAGCACAAAAGCCAGUUCUGGUCUCACAGAUCCAGCUGCCAACUAUUUUUACUAGAACACAGAAAGCCUAUCAAAGACUUCUUUUGUGUGUGCGCGCGCGUGUGUGUGAAUAUAUAUAUAUAAAAAUAUAUAUAUAAGAUAUAUAUAUAUAUCCUCUGUGUAAAACGAUGUUUCAGUACAAGGAAUCCCAGGGUGACCCUGUUACAUUUGUGUAGCAUUUCUCUUUCCCCACGCCAAAAUUUACUGGUACAAUCUGCUGAAUUGGAUCUGAUGCUCCCCCGGACCCCUCUGUGUUAAUACAGUGCAGUGAUCACCCCUCGUUUUUGAUCAUGUUCUCAGAGCAGUGGGAUUGCUGCCUGGGCAAGCCCCUGGAACCAGUGCAGACCCACCACCACCAUCCAAAGGGAAGAGAAGCAUCUCUGAUCAUUUUUGUGCCAUUAAAUCAGUGGCAUGAAAACGAAAUAAUUUCAAAAACAGCACAAUAGCCAGAUGUGCUGUGCUGAUCACCUGCAGUGAUCCAAGAUACCUGAGGUUAAAUUGCUCUUUAAUUAUCACCUGAAGCGUGGCUCCCUGUUGGGGGAGAUGGAUGCACUUGGCCAGUAGGAAAGUCCAGACCUUGCCAAAAUAAUAAAUGUGUUUUUCUGAAGGGGUUCAGCCUUUUCCUGUGCAUGGCCAAGGAUGCCUUGUGCUAUUCAGGUGUGACACAUCAUGUCCAACAUUAACCUAAAAUCACCUCUGUGCUGGCAAAAUGGGUGUUGUAUUUAGUUAUUGGAAGGAAUAAAAUUGUGAAAGUUGGACUAAGCAGAAAAAUCCUGAACCUCCUUUGUUAAAAGGUGUCCUGGAUCACCCUACAAAUUCCCCAUUAACACCUUCUAUCUUGAAAAUAUCUGGUGUGAAGGUGUGAAGAUUUAAGAGUUGGACAUUGCCUAAAUACUUGUAGAAACAGAGAAAAUCAACUAAAAACUGAGAAAACCAUAAAACUAAGUGUAAAAUGUAGAUGCUGCACCAGAACUUUUGUCUUCCUUCUUUUCAAGAUCUACAGUCCAAGGUCACUUAGAUUUGGUGGAAACUGCAAUAUCAGAGAUGCUGACAAUGAAAGGCAUUUUUUAAGGAUUUAUGAAGAUUGUGACAAAGCCAGAUUACUGAAAGGAAGGCCUUUGGAUGCUGGUUCCUCUAGAAUUUGAGUCCCCAAAACUCUGUGGUUGAAUUUUAUCAUAGUUGCAUUUUUUCUGUAUCUUAAAGUCUACGAGUCACGGGCAGGAUAAAACACAAAAAUCUGAUCUGGUAACAUUACUUCCACUUUUGAAAUUUUGGAAAACAAUGAUAAGAGCCCAGACCAGUGAAUUCUGACCCAUAAUUUCAUCCAUGUGCAUGUAAAAAUCCUUUAAAAAAAUCCCAAAUAUACCAAUUACAGCAAAAGUUUCCAAGUCGCAGUAAAUCUCACAAGGACAGCAAGGUUUCCACGCCACUGAGAUGCUUUUGAAAUAUUACCUCAUGUGCAAAUAAGACAGAUCUGUGCCCAUCCCUAGUGAUAGCUAACCAAAGCUGGUAUUCUUUGAGCUAUCGUCAAGAUAAAACAUAAAAUCUGACAGAAAUCUUUAGAAAUAAUUGUAGCCCAUUCCUUUUUUUUACAGAUUUUCAUGUAUUUUCUUGUGGUCUCGAGAGUACCAGGGUUUGAUUUUGUUUUAAAUUUUUUAUUUUUAAAUUAACAAUUCUGGCUUAAUCCAAAACUGAUUGGACUGAAAGAGAAGAUUUCUAUGGAGUUUAGAUUAGAAGUGUUGCUGCCUACCAAAGCAGCACUCCCCAAAAAAAUCAUUCCUGAAAGAGGAUUAAAUGAUUUGCUUUUAUUUCAAUAAUGCUUUCCGAUGAAAUAAUGAGUUCAAACGAUUUGUUAAUGAAUUAUUCCUGUAAUCAUUGUGUCUUGAGUCAACGUUUGAAUGCAAAGGGUCACCCAGGGUAACAAUUGUAUUGGGACACAGGACUAUACCAUCUCUGUUCAAAGAGGGGAAUUGUGCCUAUGCCUUAAGUCAAUGCACUCAGCAAGGAGAAGCACAUCAUAUUUAUCUUGUUAUUAAAUCUAGUUUCUUUGGGGGGAGGGGCAGGAGGGUAUCUUGGGAACUGGUUGUGCAACUUAAAACAGAUAUUGAUGAAAUACAUUAAGACUGUAGGGGCACCUAGAAUUAUACAGACUUUUUUUUUUUACCAUGUUAAAUAUAGCAAAAUACUGUGUACGUUACCUCUGGGACCAUGACUGAAGUCCCAUUCAUAGUCCUACAUUUACUGUAGAUUUUUUUUCCCUGUUUCAUUGAAUACUGUUCACAGACUUCAUAGCAAGCAUGGCCCAGUCCAUAACCAAAUCCUGUGUGAGCAGUUUGAAGAGUGAUGCUGCAGGAAGAGUUCCCUGUAAAUGAAUAAUCAGAUUCACUUUCCAGCCCUGGGAGUGUUCAGGUGGGUGAGGAAGGCAGGGCUGUACACAGGGAUCCUGAUUUCUGUGCCCCACUCUGGACACACCAGUGCCUCAUCCUCAUCCUCUGGCUGCUCCCAAUUUCCAUCUCAGCAAAUUGAUUUUGAGUGGCUGCUUUUCUCAGCUGGGCUCUUGGGUGAGGUUAGCACCUUCUCAUAUCACAACAGCCAUGAAACUGCCAAGGACAUUCAUAUCUUGGUGUGAAUUUCUGCUGGGCAGCUGUUAGGAAAUGACCUUAACAUCUGUGCCAGCUCUGCAGAUGCUUCUCUGAGGUGAACAAAGGGUACCUUAAUUAUGUCUACUGAAAGAAAUUCUUCUUGUUUUGAUAUAUUUUACAACCAUGCUUCCAUUUUAAAAAAUAUAAGUAUAUGUGGUGUUGAAAUUGUUGUGAGGAAUUGUUGUUAGAAAGAAUGAACCCCUGUAGGGACUUGUAGUCCAUUUGAACAACACUUGAGUUUUGAGAGUGGUUUGGGUGAUGCUGCCUGUGCUGGCCAGCAAGUGGCAAAAAUAAAUCCAGGCUGGGCAGAGAACAGGUCAGGAAUAUUCCUGAGGAGAAGGACUUGGGUUGUUGGUUGAGGAGAAGCUCAACAUGGCCCAAAGUGCACUCACAGCCCAGAAAAAGCAGUCGAAGGAGGGGAUUGUGAGCUCUUGUGCCACCCCACCUGCAGUGCUGUGCCCAGCUCUGGGCAUCCCAGCAUCAGAAGGAUGGGGACACAUUGGAGUGAGUCCAGAGGAGACCACAAAGGUGUUCUGAGGGCUGGAGCCCCUCUGGGAGAACUGGGAGUGUUUACCAGGAGAAGAGAAGGCUCCAGAGAGACCUCAGAGCCUCUUCCAGUGCUCCAGGAGAGCUGGAGAGGGACUUCUUACAAGGGCAGGGGGUAAUAGGACAUGGAAGAAUGGCUUCAAACUGACAGCAGGCAGGGUUAGGGUAAAUGCUAGGAAGAAACUCUUUUCUGUGGGGAUGGUGAGGCCCUGGCACAGGUUGCCCAGAGAAGCUGUGGAUGCUUGGAGUAGCCUGGUCUAGUGGAAGGUGUCCCUGCCCAUGGCAUGGGGCUGGAACUGGAUGAUCUUUAGGGUCCCUUCCAUCCCAAACCAUUCUAGGAUUCUGUGAAAGCAGAGCAAACAGGACUGUGUCUCAGAUCCCAGGGGAAAAAACAGCCAUUUUAAAAUGCAGCCUGCCAACACAUCCAGCCAUCUCACCCACCACAGUUAUUGUGGACUCUCCUGUUGGACAGGGCAAGUGCAUGAGAGUCCCUUCUCCUCCUUCCUUGCCCAGAGAUCCCUCACAGCUGUGCCUGUGUGGGCUGCUCCUCCCUGAAUCCAUUUAAACCAGAGCUUCCCUGAGUGGAAUUCCAUCCAUAUGCUCUACCCACCCUUGCUAAAAUGCCAAAAACAAACAGGGGUUUGUGUAUUUUGUUGUGGGAGCCUGAGGUUUAGUUCAGCUGAGCAUUUGCUGUUUGGGAGAUGGGGUUGAUCUCAAAAGGGAGUUCAGUUUGUUUCUGCUGAGAUCAGUGGAGGAGAUGAUGGUGAUUUCAUGGGCUGAGCUGGCAGCUGGACAGGGCACUGAGGGCGGGGGGGCACUGCCAGCCCUGGGGGUGGCUGUGGGGCUGCUCCAGACCCUGCCCUGCAGCUGUGAGCACUGAACCCCCACCCAAACUCAUCAAGGGUUAGACAGCACUGUGCCACAGGGGCAGUGUACCUGGGGCAGCCGUGCAGGAUGCAUAAAUGCAUUUAUUAUUAAAUGUGUGGUGGCUCUGUAUGGACUGCAGGACCUUGUCCAAUUCGCUGUAAAUGUGACACUUUAGGAGGGGAUCAGGAGAAUGACAGUCAGUGCUCACCUGUGACUGGCACCUUUUCCAUCUGUAGUGUGUGACCCUUCUGUCAUAGCUGAGGUAGGAUGGCUCUUCUAAAGCAAGACUUUUCCAAUAGCAAAAGCAGAGGUCCUGGUUGUACAUCUGUACCCAUCCUCCAAGUUUCUUUGUGUGUUUUUUUUUUUUUUUUUGGCUAUUCGUUUGUUUGGGGUUUUUAUUCAUUUUGAAGUGUAUUACCCCACAGUCAGUGAAGUGGAGAGCUGAAGAGUACAAAGAAAUUUUAACAGUAAAGGAAGUCAUCAGAAGGGGAAGCCAGUAACCACUACAAUAUGUAUAAAGCCUCUCCUAAGUAUUCAUUUUUAGAAAACUGCGUAUGUGCAGGAGUGAUUUGUAUUUGGUUACCUCAGUCAAACAGCUGUGUUUUAGAAUGAUUGUGGUUUUGUUUCUCCUCUUAUGAUAAAUAUCACAUUGCACAAACAAAAUUUUGAAAGUAUAAGCCUAAAAAUACAAUUUACAAUAUAUGGUAUAGCAAAAUGAUGGCUAAAUAAAAAUCCCUCCCUAGAAUUUGCUCCAAGGUUAAAGGGGAAUUCCUGUGGAACUUGUGAAGGCUAGCUCACAUCACAACCUAGUGAAAAUUAAUUCUGUUGGCAUAAGAUGCUCACACAUACACACAAAUACACACACACACAUAUACACUUGUUUACAGCAAAAGCCAAUUUUCUUUCUAUUUGUUCUUAUGGCUUUAAGUUUGACAUUGCAAAAGACAAAGACCAAAGACUUCGAGAAACUCAUCCCUCUCUGGUUGCCCUCAUGCCUGAAAUGCAUUAACUUUAAUGGUGCUUUUUCUGAACUGAGCAGGAAAAAGGCAGGUGUAUCAUAAAGCUGCAUUUGAGAGGAUAAAGUGGCAGGCAGGCUCUAACUUGGUUAAUGGGGAGAGGAGGAAAUAAUGUGAAAAAUCUUGAAAUGUGUGCAGAGGGCAAGGUUAGCUGAAAUUUGAAACGUGGAGAAAUAGCCCAGAAAGCUAAAAGACAUCAUCCUGGGCUGAAAGUAUAAAUAAACUGAGUAAAUGGUGCCAGCUGUUCACUGGAGCAUUAGCAGGGCAGGAGCUCCAGUGGCUGCUCGGUGGAAAAGAGUAACUGCUGCAAUGAUUUCCUUUUUGAAGUAUCUACAGUAAAAACAUUAAAAACAAACAAACAACAACAACAGAAAAGUUAGAAUCUGUGCUCUUUUUUAUGGCUGACAUUUUAAAUUUUGAAAUGUCAUCAUCCAGAAUUCACCUCAGCAAGCACAGGGCGUGUUCCUGCCAAGCUUUGCCAAGCACUGCUUUGGUGCUUUUUGAAUGUGAAAAUACCAGCCUUUUUAUUGCCCUGGCUGUUCAGGACCAUGAGCCUGACAACAGUUCCCUUUUCCCCAUUUUAACCAUUUUUUUCCUCAGCUCUGAAAUUGCUGUGUAAUGUUUUGGUGGCUGGUGUCCUGCUCUCAAAUCCAGCAGCCCCCAAGCCCGCAUUGUGUCACAUCUGAGUCUCACAGACCUCCAAAACCCAAAACCUGCAUGGAGCAGUGACAUGGCCAUAAAAUUGGAGACUUUCAGGUAAAUUCUGCCUGGCAGUUGCUGUGUGUUCACAGCUGGUGUGGCCAGGUUUAUGGCUGUGAGUGGAGCAGGGUUAAACACUGACGUGGUGCUGAGGUUAUUGAAGCAAGAGUGGAGUGAAUUAAACAAGGCAGGUAGGAGGGAAGGGGAAGAAAUGGGGAGAGACAUAACCCUAAUCACAGUAAUGCAGUCUAUGUCUUUGUCCCUUUGCACUAUUAUACUUUAAAUUAAUAACAUCCAUUUCACUAAAUAUGGUGGCAAUUAUACUUGAUCUUUUCAUGGAGCUCGGUGGAAUUACUGUCACUGAAACCAGCUCGGGCUGUUCAAGAUUGCUGGGGUGUUGUUUCCAUCCACAAUAACCACAGUGGCUUGGGGCUUGGAUGGAAAUUAUAGUGAAUAGCUUGUAUUUAGAAAGCUUUUAAGUCUGCUGUGGUUGAGAGGCCCCUGGUUAUGCACAUCCAGCCCUGAGGCUUUAUCAUUCCAGCCUCUCUUGUCCUGCCACUUGAAUUGUAUUGUGCCCCUGUGAAAAGCGACACACGGCAUAAAGAACACAGGGAAAGAUGGAUAUUUAAAGCUGCAGGAUUUUUAUCUGAAACGAAGAGGGAAACACAAUCAGAGUGCCCUACUGAGAUUUCCCAUCCAAAUCACUUUAAACUGGAGUUGCAAGUCCCUUAAAAAUUAAUUUGCUACAAGUGUCAUUCCUGAAGCAAAGUUAGCACUGGUGUCUCUCCUAGGAAAUGUCUCACCUUAUUGCAGCUCGGAGCCCUGUGGUGGCUGGGAUUUUGUGCCACCACUCAGGAGUGAUGGGCUGCCUGUUCAGAGGAAGUCAGGUUUCCUUUGAGGCAGCUGAUCUCCAUGCAUUGAGCUUUUGUUAGCUUUUAAUAAGGAUUAAAAAAUAGGAGGGAUGAGCCCACUAUGAAAUAUGUCAUUUUAUGUUUGCCUCAUUUAGUUGGUUGAAACUUUCCACCAGGAAGAGAAAAUAUCAGGAGAAAUUUCUGUGAAAAUGUUACAUUUACAUUGUGCCACCAAAUGCUUCAGAUAAAAACAUGCAGCUUUAGCUAAACAGUCUUUUCUUCUGAGAUUAAAAAGGACUCCUUGGAGUCUCUCAUCAGGUCCUACCCAAAUAGGAAGUUUUUUCCAUUUCUAACAUAUUUUUCUUCGUAGGAACAGAUCCAUUGCAAAGCACAAGUCAUGUGCAUCUUUGCAUGUAACAGGAAUUUUAAAUUGCAUUGUACUCUUACAUUUUUUCCCCAUUGAAAGGCUUAACCAUUGAUAGGAUAUAGAGCCCUCCAAAACCUUUACUGCUAAAUACAUUAUCUCUUUCUAAAGCAAUCUAUGUCCUUUGGUCUUUUAAAAAUUUCCUCAUAAUGGAGUCCUUGAAACAUCUCGAGGCAGGCUCACGCUGGAGAGCAAGAGAGUAAUUAUUUGUGGGUGGUGCUAUUUUUGCUGAAGCUUGGAUUGCAGCUGAAAAAAAAAUGUUGUUAGAGCUUCUCCCACACUCCCUUAGCUGCAAACCCCACCAGCCCCCCACACCAGGGCUGGAUCUCUCCAGGGUGGCUGCCCUAGAGCAAGGAGUGAUGAUUUUGCCUCCAAAAUCAUCACUCCAAAAUCCAAAAUUUUGCCUCCAGAGGAGGCCAGGGUCCUCCUCUGGCCCUGGGCAAUCAGUGUCAGUGCUGGCACGGAUGAUGAGACUCUGGCAGCUCUGGUGAUCCUGCAGGUGGUACAGGGUGAUGGGUACCUGCAGCCUGAGGGGAUAAAGGAUGCUGGACAUUUUUGGGUGCUGUUCUCACAAGCCUUUGAGAGCAGUAGCUCCUGAGGGCAGGCACUGCUGGAGGAAUUCACUUUGUUGUCUCUUUUUGUGGGUUAUCAGAGCGAGAGUGGAAGGAGAGAUGAACAAAUCCUGCAAAGAAAGGGUGUGCCAGAAACCUCAGAAAGGGCAGAUCUGAGCAACCACUGUCCCCUGUCAGAGAAGGGCUGAGUGGACAAAAUUCACAGCUGCAUUCCUCCCUAGGCCAGAGCUUUUCCUGAGCUGUGACCUUGGUCUGGAUCUGCCCUGUGUGGUAGAUUGGGAGCAGGGAAGGGAUUGACCUGCUGGAUCUGGAUUUUGCUUGUUUUAUUUUUUUCCCACCCCAUCUUUGAAUUAGUUUCGCUGCGAGCAAAUGCCAAUAGAGUUGUCAAUAUUCACCCAAAAAGAAAAAGCUCUGUAAAGGUAGAGCCAACAGCAAAACAACAUUCAGUUGUCAAAGCAAACCCUGUUCAUCUACAGCAGCAGCAUAAAAGGCAUGACCCCUGUGCUACAGCAGUUUUCAUCUUUGAUGGGAAAACGCCUUGUCUGACCUCUACUCUGAAAACCACCAAUGACCUUGACCGUGUAAACAGGACAAAAUGAAUUUCAAAUCUUAUCACAGUUCUCAUGACGAAAUUCAGAUUUGUUUGGCUUUUUUUUCCUUUUUAAUUUAUGUAUGUGUGUGGUUGUGUGGGAAAAUAUAAAGCUUUUUUGUAUCAAAUAACAUCAAUCCUUGCACACUCUAUGCAAAAUUUUGUAAGCAUUGCAAUAAUGCUAUGAAUUACACAAGGAACUAUUUUAACUUUAUUACACUUUCUGUAUAAAAAAAAAGUUUGUAUUUAAAUGAUUUCAACUGCAAUCUUGUAAAAUAUAUUAAUAAAAUAAUGAUUGUUAAGAAGGAAA
Molecule: messenger RNA, 9624 nt
Organism: Prinia subflava (tawny-flanked prinia)
Lineage: Eukaryota; Metazoa; Chordata; Aves; Passeriformes; Cisticolidae
Gene: SGCD
Product: sarcoglycan delta
Exons: 8
Coding region: 175-1041 (288 amino acids)
Biological process (GO): cardiac muscle tissue development; heart contraction
Cellular component (GO): sarcolemma; sarcoglycan complex
Source: RefSeq, a predicted model, not a curated record